Molecule: messenger RNA, 1947 nt
Organism: Prunus armeniaca (apricot)
Lineage: Eukaryota; Viridiplantae; Streptophyta; Magnoliopsida; Rosales; Rosaceae
Source: the annotation of a GenBank genome assembly
AUGGGGUUUAACGAGGUUUCUGCUCUGACGGUUCUAAUGCAAGAGUGGGGCAUUAGACCUCCCAGUUGGGUUGGUUCAGAUCCUUGUGCUGAGGGCUGGGAAGGUAUUGCGUGCUCCAAUUCACGUGUUACCUCCAUAAUUUUGGCAAACAGGGGUUUGACAGGUCAGCUACCUAGCGCAAUCCAGUUGUUAUCUGAGCUAGAGAUUCUGAAUCUGUCUUUGAACAAGGGCCUGACAGGACCACUUCCAGCAUCACUUGGAAAUUUGACGAAACUAGUACACUUAGUCCUGGCUGGUUGCAGUUUCUCUAGUGCUAUUCCAAGCACAAUAGGAUCUCUAGAGCAGCUAUUUUAUCUAGAUCUGAAUAACAAUAGAUUGAGUGACCAGAUUCCGCCUUCCAUCGGUAGUCUGUCCAAUCUAAACUACCUGGACCUAACUGGAAACAAACUUAAUGGAUACAUCCCAGUCUCUAGUGGGACUACACCUGGUCUUGAUAUGCUACAGAAUGCAGAACACUUUCAUUUGGGAGGGAAUCAGCUCUCAGGCAACGUUCCACCUGAACUUUUCACCUCAAAGAUGGUUCUGAAACACUUGAUUUUGGACAACAAUAAUCUAACUGGCAGAAUCCCUUCUACAAUUGGAAAUGUGCAGACUCUGGUGACAGUACGCCUUGACCGGAAUUCAUUAAGUGGGCAUGUGCCUUCUAGCCUCAACAGUCUUUCAAACAUGGCCGAAUUGCACUUGUCCAACAAUAAGCUGACUGGCCCCAUGCCCAACCUUGCUGGCAUGGAUCUCCUCUACUAUGUGGAUAUGAGCAAUAAUACUUUUGAUGUGUCAGAUGUCCCUGAUUGGUUUUCAACCUUACAGUCUUUGACAACAUUAAUGAUGGAAAACACAGGACUUCAAGGAAAAGUUCCCCAAGCGCUAUUCAGCUUUUCCAACUUACAGACAGUGGUACUAAGGAACAACCAUCUCAAUGGCUUAUUGGAUAUUGGAACCAUUUAUAGCGACCAAUUGCAACUAAUUGAUUUGGAGAACAACUCAAUUCUUAAUCUUACGCAAAGUGGAGGGUCCAAUUAUACACUCAUACUUCUUGGUAAUCCAAUUUGUGACAAGACAAACAUGGAAAAGAAAUACUGCAUUGUCUCUCGAUCAGAUUCCUCAUAUUCGAUGCCACCAAGUAACUGCGAGCCUGUUGCCUGUAGCUCGGGUGAAGUUUUAAGCCCCAAUUGUAAAUGUGCACAUCCCUUCAAAGCAACUCUAGUCGUCUUAUUUGUUUCCUUCUCAAACUUAGGAAACUUUAGUUAUUACACAGCUCUGCAGGCCUAUCUUAUGCAAUCUUUUCAUUCCUACAACAUUCCUGUGGACUCCGUUUCUGUGAGUUAUCCUACCUGGAGCUCAUCUUAUUAUCUUCAACUGAUGCUAGAAGUUUUUCCAUCUGGUGAAGAUCGCUUUAACGAAACAGGAGCUUCAACUCUUGCAUCUGUGCUUACCAACCAAACUCUCCCGCGUCCAAACGAUUUUGGACCCUACAUUGUUGUAUUGUAUUAUGGAAAAUCUGGAGGAUCAAAUAAGGCCUUGGUAAUUGGUGCAGCAGUUGGUGGUUCUGCACUUCUAAUAUUAGUAGCCCUAGUAGGCGUUUAUGUUUUCCAACACAAAAGGAAAGCAAAUGAGCCAUGGAGCAGAUCAAUUCCUUUGCCUUGGCACUUUUGUUUCGCUAUGAAGAAGCAGUAUGCAUUAAAAUUGAUUUCCUGUCAUACAAUGCAGCAAACUUGGAAUUCAAAUAUCAGUGGCAGUGUUCCUCAGUUAAAAGGAGCAAGGUUGUUCUCUUUUGAAGAGCUUAUGAAGUACACCAACUGUUUUUCGGAGGCAAAUGAUAUUGGAUCUGGAGCUGUAAAUGGUGGAGGUCAUGACCGUGCCAAGGCCAUAGCUACCAGGGCAGCAUGA